GAGGAGGGCUGGCUGCUCCCUCUCUCGUCGUCUCUCGGUUUCCUCCGUUUCCAGCGGACGCUCUCUUCAGUGUUAACUUACAGGCGGCAGGUGUGUUCUCCGACAGUCAGCCGAAGCUUUUCUACACUUUGACAACGUUUUGGACCGAUUUUGGAUACUAAACGGAGCCGAUAAGUCCCACUGCAAGUAGGCUGACUACACUAUAGGCUACACCCUGGCUGUGAGGAUGUUGCAGUGGUAGACAGUGGAGCAUCUUCCUCACUGUAUCGCACUCAGCCGGCACCGUCAGCUGUUGCUCUAGCAGAGAGUGGGAGAGUCUGGAGCAACAAAAAAAGGCCAAACUAUGCGACUGACUUUCUACCGGUAACCGUUUUCCUGCUUCUGUCGACUCUUGAGCGGAUGCGAGCAGAGGUUGUCAACGAGCCUCUGGUUAUUUUCUGCCGUUUUUCGGUGCCGGAGGAGCUGUGCCAAUGGAGAAAGCGACUCCGCCGCCCCAGCCCCAGCUCCAGCUGUCGAUAGCGAAGACAGAAAGUCCUGCGGAGGACAUCUCCGGUCUUACCGACGAGGAACUGCUCAAGUGGACCAAAGAUGAUCUGGUGCGACGGCUGAGGCGGUCUGAGGCCGACAAGAUGAGCGUGAUUCUGGACCACGGGAAUCUUAUCCGGGAGGUCAAUCGCAGCCUCCAGCUGCACUUGAACGAGAUCAGGGGGCUGAAGGACAUCAAUCAGAAGCUGCAGGAGGACAACCGUGAGCUGCGGGACUUGUGCUGUUUCCUGGAUGACGACCGCCAGAAAGGAAAGCGUGUUUCAAGGGAGUGGCAGCGUUUGGGACGUUACAGUGCCAGCAUCAUGCGCAAAGAGGUGACCCUCUACCUCCAGAAACUCAAGGAGCUGGAGCUUCGACAGGAGGAGGUAAUCAAGGAAAACACAGAACUGAAGGAGCUCUGCCUGCUGCUGGACGAGGAGAAGGGAGUGGUAGGUGGAGGUGUUGGAGGGGGAGGGGUAGGGAGUGUAGGAGGUGUAGGGAUGGGAGGGUGCCGCAACUCCAUAGAUAGCCAGAAUAGUUUGCUACUGGUGCCUGGGCAUGGGCUCCUGAUGAGAGACGUAGGAGAUGGGAGCAGCACCUCCAGCGCAGGGAGUGCUGACAGCUCCGAUCACCCUCACCACAAGCAGCCUCACCUUGCUCCAGGGGCGGGCGGAGUUGGGAGCAGUGGUGGUGGGAAAGGGAGCCCAGAGCUUGUGCACAAACCAAGGUGUAGCAGUAUCAGUGGAUUAGCAGGCGGAGGAGACAGGGAGGUGUCCAGUCCUGUGCUCCCUACUGGCCGUCAUCGGAGUACAAGCCUGGAGUACCCAUACACUCUGCCACAGAUCUGCCGGCCCCGCUGUGGCUCCAUAUCCGUGCCUGACCACAGUAGAGUCAUGCGGGGUCUCAGCCCAGAGAAAUAUGGGAGGAACAUGGGUGGGCGGAGUCCAGAGCAGCACCCCAAGCACCACAGCUCUGAUCUCCUCCUGGGCCAGAGGCAGCACUUCCUGGGUCAGGGAGGCAGCGGGGAGCUCUAUCAGAGGCACAACAGAAGCAGCAUUAGCAGUACUGGCUGUGGGAGCCCUGAACCCAGGCUGGCACAUUUAGGGACCACUGAGCACCAUGAAAAGGUCCAUGGGGGCAGCCCUGAAACUCACAGGCACCAUUACAGUAUGAGCCCUGACCAUGUGAAGUUUGGCAGCCCUGUGAGGGAGGGGCAGAGGAGAGCGGCUGGAGACGAGCUGUCACCACACCAUCGAAGCAUUUACAAUGGCAUGAAUGCUUUGAUAUCAGCCGGCUGCUGCACCAACAACUGUAGAAAUGUCAAGCUAUGGGACAGCUUUGAUGCCUCCUCUUGACCACAACUUGAGAAGCUAAUCUCCUCAAACGGAGGGGGUGUCGCAGUGGUACAGCCACGCUGCAUCUCUGGCCUUGAGUAUCACGAGGGUCCCUGGACUCCACCCUCCAUGGCUCCAGAUUAGGCCGUCGCUGCGGGAUCAUCUGUGUCCAAAGCCCUGAAACAGCCUGCCUCCAUGUUUUUAUUUCUACAUAUCGGGACCUCAAGAGAAG
This is a messenger RNA of Labrus mixtus (cuckoo wrasse), 2091 nucleotides long. RefSeq names its product coiled-coil domain containing 85A, like (gene ccdc85al). The transcript has 4 exons. The record is from RefSeq and is a predicted model, not a curated record. Bases 471 to 1880 code for a protein of 469 amino acids. Lineage: Eukaryota; Metazoa; Chordata; Actinopteri; Labriformes; Labridae.